Messenger RNA from Salvelinus fontinalis (brook trout), 1885 nucleotides. RefSeq names its product lysyl oxidase homolog 4-like. Gene Ontology annotation, biological process: peptidyl-lysine oxidation. The record is from RefSeq and is a predicted model, not a curated record. Gene Ontology annotation, molecular function: protein-lysine 6-oxidase activity. Lineage: Eukaryota; Metazoa; Chordata; Actinopteri; Salmoniformes; Salmonidae. Gene Ontology annotation, cellular component: membrane.
GGGUGGGCAGAGCGGGUAAGAGUAGGUAGGCGGAUUUGUGGCGGCAGGUAGUCUAAUGGUUAGAGCUAGGCUACCUCGAAUCCCUGAGCUGACAAGGUAAAAAUCUGUCGCUCUGCCCCUGAACAAGGCAGUUAACCCACUGUUCCCUGGUAGGCCGUCAUUGUAAAUAAGAAUUUGUUCUUAACUGACUUGCCUAGUUAAAUAAAGGUUAAAUAAAUAAAAACAUUGUUUUAAGGGUAACAGGUGUGAGUGGAGGUUAGGGGUUCAAGUGAAAGGACCAGCAUAUGAAAAGGACUAAAUGGAGAAAAAAUAACUUUUACAUAAUAGAGAAAAAAUGGGAGGGAUGGAGAAAGUGACUAAAACGAGGGAGUGACAGAGAAAGAGGGAGGGAGAGAACAGAGAGAAAGCCAGACAAGUCUUCAUGCCCUCUUUCUUUCAUUCACUCACCCACUCCGUCCCAGCGAGAGAGACCCGGUGACUCCGAGACAGAGAGAGAGACCUGGUGACUCCGAGACAGAGUCCAACUGACAGACUAAGGAUGUUGGGCCUCCUCCUGUGUGUGAGUUCCCUCCUCCUCCCCCUCCUCCCCCCCUCCCUCGCCCAGGGAUCAGGGCCGAGGGUGCGCCUGGCAGGUGAGAGGCGGGGCCCCAACGAGGGUCGCGUAGAGGUGUUCUAUAACGGGGCGUGGGGGACGGUGUGUGAUGACGAGGUGGAUAUUAACCUUGCCAACGUGGUGUGUCGAGAGCUGGGCUUCUCACGCAGUCUCACCUGGGCUCACAGCUCUAAGUUUGGAGAAGGACAAGGUCUGAUCUGGUUGGAUAACGUGAACUGCAUGGGGACGGAACUCUCCCUGUCUGACUGUCACUCCAACGGCUGGGGGAUAAAUGACUGCACCCACUCUGAGGACCUGGGGGUCGUCUGUAGCACCCAGAGGAGGGUCGACUACUCCCCUAACCAGGUAGAGGGCUCCCCCGCAUCCCUGUCCGUCCCAGUGGCCUCGGCCCGACCACAGAGGAUCCCCAACCUCUCCACGCCGCCACGUCUAUCCACAGUCCAAGACAGGGUGGCCCCACCUCCCCCUGCUCACAUCACAUCCCCCGGGAGAAGGGGUCAUGAGAUCGCCCUCCACCGCAGCACCCCCAGAGGUCAGGGUCAAAGUUCACGGCAACAGCGUCGGGGUCAUGAUAUCCACUUGCGUACCCGGAACGGCCAGAGUCAGGCGGGAGGGGAGGCCAGGACGAGACAGGAGAACCCGGCCGUGCCCCAGGGGCAUCAGAUCCCCCCCCGGCUGGGGAAUGGUGCAGCCUACAGGCAGGCCCAGGAGGUGGUGCGGACCGGACCACAGGCGGCCAGAUGGGAGGCAGAGAUCACCAGGCAGCCCAGUGGGAACCAUGUUGAACCAGACAUCACAGACGGACAGACGGCCAGUAGGGUGAGGCUGGAGGAGGUACGUCUCCGGCCCGUUCUGACAGGUGUCCGCACCGGCCUGCUGUCAGAGGGCGUUUUAGAAGUGAAGCAUGCUGGGAGGUGGCGUCAUGUGUGCGACCAGGGCUGGGACCUCAGCAGCAGCCGUGUGGUGUGUGGCAUGCUGGGAUACCCCUCCGCCGAGGCAUACGACCACACCGUCUACAGGAAACUAUGGGACACCAAGUUGGCAGAUCCCUCUUCAAGACUAGCAGGUCUGUCCAGUAAAAAGGGUUACUGGGUAGAGCAGGUCAAGUGUUUGGGUACGGAGCCUGUUCUCUCCCAGUGCCACUCCCAGCUCUCCCUGCCCAGGAACCAGGUCACCUGUCAGGGGGGCAUGCACGCCGUGGUGCGUUGUGUACCUGGACACCAGUUCACACGCCUCUCCUCGGGGAGACCGCCCGCUCCCCCCGCUGUCCAG